UCUUUCUCUCUCUUCACUUUACUUUUUGCUAGCUUAUUGAAUACACUUUUUGCUUCCAGCUAUAAAUGCUUCACCUGUUUAUUACAUUUUUGCUUUGCCUUUACUGUUUCUCUCUCUUCUCUCUUUCAAUUGGUUUCCGCUAUUACAAACCAGGCUUCCUUUCCAGCUAGUUAGGUCCCGUUCUCAUCCUUAAGCACAGUACCCACCAACCGUUUUCCCCACCAUUGCUUUCCCCUUUUCAAAAAUCUACUAUUUUUACUCUCUUUACAUUUUUUUCCUCAUAAUAAUAGGAUUUUUGUCUGGCAUUACCAUAAAAUUUUCAUUUUUUUUAAUAUUUAUUUAUUGGUAUCUUAGUCCUGCCUUGAGUUUAUUUGUGACCCACUUGAGGUCACAAUCCCUUAUUGUUAACUACAUAUCAAAAACUGCAUCUUUUUGCAACAUCUGGGCUUUGUAGGGCUUUGUUUUGGUGUUGCUGCACCUAAUAGCUAUCUAUGCUCAUUGGGUUUCUGGGGGUUCAGAGAGAAGGCCCUUUGUUGAUUCUGUGGGUGCUGGAGAUAGAGGAUCAAGGAGGAUGAUUUAGAUCAACAUAAAGGUGGGAAUGUCUUGAUUCUACUCUCUGAAGAAUUUGGAGGACAUAUUUGAUCGUCUUGUAGCAUCCAACUAUGUCAGGAAACAGUUCUUUGCAUGUGGAAUUAUCGAAGAAGACUUCAUUUUUGGGAUUGAGAUUAUGGGUUUUGAUUGGGAUAGGUGUUGGUGCUUUUAUAGUUCUGAUUCUUUGUGUAUUAUCUAUAUGGUUUAUGUUUCGGAGAAAGUCUAAGAGAUCUCUGGACAAGUACCCUUUAUCCCAAAUACCACAUGUCUCAAAAGAUAUCAAAGUUGACAAGGUUGGGGUGCAGAUGUCUCAUGAUCAAGCAGAAAGUGUAGCUAUUCCUGUUCAUGACAAAGCAAAUGAGAACAAUUCGGAUAAGUUGUUAGUUCAUUUGCGCAUGAGCAAGUCCAGCGAUGCUGAUAAUGUCAGUCAGUGCAGCUCAGUUUAUCAUCACGAGCGAGGAUUUAGUUCAAUGUCGGGGGAAGAAGGAAGCUCCGGGACUUUUAAGAAGCACUCUACAUUGUCCUAUGGAGGAAUGGUAACCGCCUCUCCUCUAGUUGGCUUGCCAGAAAUAUCUCAUCUUGGGUGGGGCCACUGGUUUACACUUAGAGAUCUGGAACUCGCAACUAAUCGCUUCUCUCCUGAUAAUGUGAUUGGUGAGGGUGGAUAUGGGGUUGUUUACAGGGGAAGAUUAGUCAAUGGAUCUGAGGUGGCAGUGAAGAAAAUUCUUAACAACUUGGGACAAGCAGAGAAAGAAUUCAGGGUGGAAGUAGAGGCUAUUGGCCAUGUUAGACAUAAAAAUCUAGUGCGCUUACUUGGUUAUUGUGUAGAAGGAGUUCACAGGUUGCUGGUGUAUGAAUAUGUCAACAAUGGUAACUUAGAACAAUGGCUACAUGGGGCUAUGAGCCAACAGGGGACAUUUACCUGGGACGCUCGGAUGAAGGUUAUAACUGGCACAGCCAAAGCGCUAGCUUACUUGCAUGAAGCAAUAGAACCAAAAGUUGUUCACCGGGAUAUAAAGUCUAGCAACAUAUUGAUUGAUAACGAGUUCAAUGCAAAAGUUUCUGACUUUGGUUUAGCCAAACUUUUGGAUUCAGGCGAAAGUCACAUUACUACUAGAGUAAUGGGAACAUUUGGUUAUGUGGCACCAGAAUAUGCUAAUACGGGUUUGUUAAAUGAGAGGAGCGACAUUUACAGCUUUGGUGUUCUCCUGCUAGAGGCAGUUACCGGAAGGGAUCCUGUGGACUAUUCACGUCCUUCUAAUGAGGUGAAUCUUGUUGAAUGGCUCAAGAUGAUGGUGGGGACAAGGAGGGCCGAAGAAGUUGUGGACUUGAGGCUUGAAGUGAAACCAUCAAUGCGUGCAUUAAAGCGUGCUCUUCUGGUUGCACUUAGGUGUGUUGAUCCUGAAUCAGAAAAAAGGCCAAAAAUGAGUCAGGUUGUAAGGAUGCUUGAAGCCGACGAAUAUCCAUUCCGAGAGGAUCGAAGAAAUAGAAAGAGCCGCACUGCCAGCAUGGAAAUUGAAUCUCUGAAGGAUAUUUCUGGUCCAUCUGAUGCUGAAAAGGUGAAGGGUUCUGAAGGAUAUGCACCAGAAACAACUAAAGGGUAGGAUUGACAACCACACUUGACUUAACCAGCAUGUACAAUUGGCUUUGUUUCAAUUGCAAUAACCAAUCAAAAACCGUAUAUGUUCAAGUUUGUUUUGAGAAUUUUUUUGCCGCAUCCGAGAAGGGAAUCAAAUCUGAGAAGAGAAUCAAGUUGGAGAUAGCUCAUUUGGACAAUUAAGCAUUUUCUUAUUGAACAUGGUUAUUGGAGGAUAUGAUACACUGAAUUUGCAAUGAGGAUGAAGUGAGGGUGAGUGCACUAGUUAAUGUUGUACAUAUGUCUGCUGAGCCAAUCUCUUCCUUACAUGACUGCUAAUUUGCAGCCAUUUUUGUCUGCUUGGGAGUGGAGAUGAUGAAAAAACUGAUAUUUGGCUUCAUUGUACUUGCCAUUUUUUUAAGUUAAUCAUUAUGUAUAAACUCCAAAAAGUAGUAUGUGAAGUGAUCAUAUUCCUUGUUUUUUGGCAGUAGUUCUGACUUGAUUGUGUACUGUUAUUUGCUCCACAACUUGAUUCCAUAUAU
Cajanus cajan (pigeon pea) is the source of this 2709-nucleotide messenger RNA. Its product is annotated as putative receptor-like protein kinase At2g42960. NCBI's taxonomy places the organism in Eukaryota, Viridiplantae, Streptophyta, Magnoliopsida, Fabales, Fabaceae. Gene Ontology annotation, biological process: protein phosphorylation. Gene Ontology annotation, molecular function: protein kinase activity; ATP binding. The record is from RefSeq and is a predicted model, not a curated record.